UCGAUUCCGCUUAGAAUGGCCUUUAAGAAAAGGGAAGAUACUCAGCACAGCAUGCUUGGAAACCUCAUUGAUCCGCCAACCUUCGUUACACAGCUCCGCUUGAGGUCAAAUAAAUUUACAUCAGUCAGAACAAACAGAUAUGAAAACACUGUUAAUUCCAAAGAGACAAGUAACCUGUGUGUAGGGCAAGUACUGGAUACAAUGCUGGGUUUAGCAUGCAUGUGGAUCCUCAUGUCCAAUGGAACAGCCCAGUGGUUGGCAAACAUUGGUCUUGCAUAUGGUGAUAAAACAGCUGAAGGUUUGAAAGAGCUUUUGGAUUGGCUAAUGGGUGCCCCAGCUGGUCUCAAGCUGAACAGCCAGCUUACACACUUCCUGGGGAAGUUUUUUCAGUACCACAUAUACCUCUGGACAGUGUACCUGUCCAUCAUACGUCCAGUGCUUGGUUCCCUGCUGUUCUACAGCUCACUGUCCGGGGUGCUGGGUCUCACAUUUCAGCUGGCUCUACUCCAGGACAUCCUGGCCACCAUGACUGUGCACAUCUACUGCUUCUAUGUAUACGCUGCAAGACUGUACAGACUUCAGAUAUAUGCCCUUGGCUCACUAUGGAGACUGUUUCGAGGCAAGAAGUGGAAUGUUCUACGCCAGAGAGUGGACUCGGCAGUCUAUGAUGUAGAUCAGCUGUUUGUGGGAACACUGCUGUUCACUGUUCUGUUGUUCAUCCUGCCAACUUCUGCUUUGUACUAUGUGGUGUUUACUCUGCUGCGUAUACUAGUUCUCGUUAUCCAAGGCUUGUUGACGAGGAUGCGGUCCAUCCUUGAUACCACCCCUUGGUGGUCAGUGCUGCGAUGGCUUUUCAACCGUCAGUGUCUUGUUGAUGGAGCAUAUUUAACCACACACACAUCUUCAAAAUCAAAUAAUCUGGUGUUAUAUAUGCAUGGAACAAGUCCAAGCCUGUCAACAGUGCUGUCCUCGUGCCGGGAACCAACAAGUGGAAGCCCUUACACAUGGGCCACAAUCCUGAAAAACCUUAUACAUGGUCAUCUCAUCUAUCCAUGGAUUGAGAUGAAACAAUCAUAAUAUUUAUUCUUAAUAGUGGUCUAUUUGAUAUCUACAUGCAUUAUCUACCAAUCAUUUACCAUGUAAAUACUCUGGCGGUUAUAUUUAUUCCAAAUCUUCAUGAAACUUGCUUGGUAAGAACAUUUGACUUAUUAUAUCUUGGUCGAGUUUCAAACUGGAUCAAGUUUUGUCAAAAUGUCAUGAGGUCAAAUAAAAGAAAAAAGCUCGUGAGCACUCUAAAAGUUAUAUAUUUUUAGCUUUUUGUCAAUCAAAAUUAAGAGGAUCAUUUAUCAAAAUGAUAUCUAAACCGAGUUUGGAGCUGGGUCACGAGGUCCAAAACUAGGUAACUAGCUCAAAUAGAACAAACGGCUUGUGAACACUACAGAAGUCACAUUUUGGUCAAAUAGCCACAAAACUUGGUCAAUUCGUUUGUCUGAAUGAGAUCUAGUUGGAGUUUGAAACUUAAUCCUGAAGAAAACUUUUUAAGUCAGAAUUUAGCCCAGUCUUGAGGUAAAUUGGUCAGAAACAUUUUUUCUAGCGUAAUCCAAGACAAGUUCAAAACUUAGCAACAUAAGGUCAACAAAUUGGUUAUUAGGUCAAAUGGAGAUUGUAGGACAAACGGCACCCGAUUUAAGAGUAAGUAACAGUUAAUGUUUUUUUACCAAUAAAGACAUUUGAUUUGAUUUGACUUUGCAGCGAAAGAAAAUCCCGUCAACACCCUAUGAACUUAAUCGUACUGAUAAGUCUUAUCCGCUAAUUGGUUGGAAAAAAGAGAUCGCUAAUUGUCAAUGUUAAUAAUACCUGACUGACAUUGCGAUAAAAGGAGUACUAUCUCCGUGUAUUAUAGUGUUUGCAAAUAUAUAUUGUUUACAUAUAUUUGGGCAGGGAAAAUGCAAGCCAGUUGUAAUUUCCGUCCUGUUAUUAAUUUUGUUGUCAAACAGUUCAUGUAUCUAUCGAAAUUUAAAGACAGGUAGUCCACGCAUAAAUAUCAUUUCCUCCGCUUGACAAUAAUUGGAAAUUACUAAGUCAUUAAUAUAACAAAUAGAGAAAAUCGCAUUCAGUUCUCAAAAGCGGAUUAUUAAGCUAAGCGAACACAACUAAACGCUCAAACAUAUCAUAAAUACUUUAAAACAGCGCAUUACGUCACUUUCAUGUUUAAAAAAGACAAUCGCCUUAAGUUGUAAGCAGCAGACUUUUAUGCUAGGCGAAAACACUUCCCAAUGGAUUCGAGAUUUCUAGCUUCUUGCACAGUCUGUUGUAGGCAGCAUUGGUGGGGAAUUGUUGCCUUAUUGCGUUUCCUUGAUACGGAUUGUUCAGAGCGGUGCCCGUGGACAUCUGCCUCUACCAUGGCGUUGUCCUUUUGGACGCACUCGACCACAUUCCACAAUGACUGGUGUGUCCAACCAACUGUCGAAACCCGCAGUUCCAAGCAGAUAACGUUAAUCAAUCCACACUUAAAUUAGUUUGAGCAGUUUGUUUACGGGAUUUAUUAAUCAUCUCUUUUACCAAACCAAUUAGCGGAUCAGAUUAAUUAGUUCAACAAUUAAGGUGCUGACGGGCUUUAUCGAUCGCCUUUAAUCUGGUGCCGAUUGUCCGGGUUAACAAUUAAAUCGGAUGCCAAUUGUCCUGGUCGACAAAUUUACAGGGUGCCAACUGUCCGGGUAUGCAACAAAUCACAGUGUGCCGUUUCUUGCCCCAUAGUUGUGAAACAUGUUCAGAAUAUGUCUUAAUGAUAUCCUAGACAAGUUCAACUCUUGGCCAGUUAAGGUCGUCAAUUAAAGCCAGUUUCAAUAUUCUGACAUUAAACAUCUAGGUACCAUUGUUGGUUCAUAAAACAUACUGUCUUGAAAUGAUGAAAAUAAAUCCAAAGCUCCAUUAACUAAUGUGAAGACAGUGAAACAAACAUUGGACAGUCAUACGAACACCUUCAUUCAUUUUAACUGUAUUGGGACGACAUUCAAGUAACCAAUGUGAUGUUGACCGGAUGGCGACAAGUCGUCUUAAUAAGAUGAUUAUUAGUGCCAAAUCAUUUAAAAAUCACAUGCACGACAAAGUUAUGCGCCAGAUCGGAUCACAUUAUUUCACUAUAAAGAUAUUACAAGUAUGCGAAAACUUAAUGUGAUCUGUGGAAUGGGUUAGCACAUUAGGGCCUUUGGUCGUCAUGUUUAAAUGUUUUGUCAUUUCUCUACAGUAUUAAAAUGAUUAUUUGUCCUCGAAACGACGAUUACAUUUUAAAUUACAUGUAUGUUUACAUUUUAUCCGUAAGUGGCAUAUCGCGAUGCACUUGUCUAAAGUCCACUCUAUGUAAGAACGUCCCGAAUUCUUGUCAGGAAUGUCACUUUUUAAUUUAUCAUGCAACUAUGAAAGAACUCGCCAUACUAAUAACCCUGUGGAUGUGGCAUGUCGCGCGCGACAUCUCUGUCCGAAGGUCAAUGGUCAAGGUCACACUAAGUGUCAAAUGUCACAUAUGGCCAUAAAGCAUUCCCGGAUUUUAAUCGCGGUAUUUCCAAGUGCAUUGAUCUUGUAUCCGUGCCCCUGUAUGCAUACUGAGUAUAGAGCCAAAUAUUAUAGUAUGUAUGCAGUUUAUGCAUGGUAUCAUAUACUUUUUAAAAAGGGUAAACUUUACUGUGACGACUCGGUCAAUAUACAUGUACAUAAAAAUGUGUUUAAUAAAAUGAUUACUAGAA
Messenger RNA from Dreissena polymorpha, 3743 nucleotides. RefSeq names its product phosphatidylinositol N-acetylglucosaminyltransferase subunit Q-like. The coding region runs from base 16 to 1077 and encodes 353 amino acids. Gene Ontology annotation, biological process: GPI anchor biosynthetic process. Gene Ontology annotation, cellular component: endoplasmic reticulum; membrane. NCBI's taxonomy places the organism in Eukaryota, Metazoa, Mollusca, Bivalvia, Myida, Dreissenidae. The record is from RefSeq and is a predicted model, not a curated record. The transcript is spliced from 9 exons.